GGGAACUUUCAGAGCCAGAGUAAGACGAAGCAGAAUCCAAGAGACACCUGCCAAGAAAAUAGGCGUUCAAGGAGGGAAUGACUUCGUUGACGCUACGUCGUUUUUUCUGCUUUAACGCGGCAACUGCUUCUGCUUCGUCUUCCUUUUCCACUUCUUCCAAGAAGAAGUCUCUUGUCUUCCUAGGCUCUCCUGAGGUUUCUGCAACUGUACUUGACGCUCUUUUCAAUGCAUCUGCCGAACCUAACUCCUCUUUUGAGGUUGCAGCAAUUGUUACUCAACAACCAUCUAGAAGAGACAGGGGUAGAAAGGUAAUGCCCUCACCAGUAGCACAGUAUGCUCUUGAAAGAGGCUUUUCUGCUGAUCUGAUUUUGACACCUGAACGGGCUGGGGAGGAUACUUUCUUAUCCAAUUUAAGAGCUUUGCAUCCUGAACUUUGCAUUACAGCGGCAUAUGGGAACAUUUUACCAACCAAGUUUCUCAAGAUUCCACCACUGGGGACAGUCAAUAUACACCCAAGUCUUCUACCACUUUACCGUGGUGCUGCUCCUGUUCAAAGAGCACUGCAGGAUGGUGUAAAGGAGACAGGAGUAUCAUUGGCAUUUACGAUACGUGCAUUGGAUGCUGGACCUGUAAUUUCCUGUGAGAGACUAGAAGUUGAUGACCAAAUAAAGGCGCCGGAUUUACUUUCAUUGCUAUUUUCUGAAGGAUCUAAGCUUCUAAUUCGAGAGCUUCCCUUGAUAUUGGAUGGAUCAGCAAAGAUGAAAGCACAAAACCAAGAUGAUUCUAAAGCUACCUUGGCUCCAAAGAUAACUCCAGAGGAGUCAUGGCUAUCAUUUGAUCAGGACGCUGUAGUCCUGCAUAAUAAGGUUCGUGCAUUUGCAGGCUGGCCAGGAACCCGAGCUAAAGUUCUAGUUGUUGACAGCAAAGACAGUGAAAAUAAUAUCUUAGAACUCAAGAUUGUUACUACAAGAGUAUGCCGUGAUAAUGAUAUUCAGAGAAAUGAAGCAGAUGAGAUAACUUUCAAGAAGAAUGCAUUGUUGUUCCCAUGUGGAGGGUGCACAAUACUUGAGGUAUUGGAAGUUCAGCUUCCUGGGAAAAAGGUGGUGAAUGCAGCUGCCUUUUGGAAUGGUUUGCGAGGUCAAAAGUUGAAGAAGUUAUAAUAGAGGAUGCAGUGUAAGAUGUACAUUUGGCAGAGAUUCCUUGCAGAUCGACAAGAACAAAGGUUCUAAAUUCAUUUUUCCUUUUGUUAUAUCAGUGGAUUAUGUAUUUUAUUCAUACUUGAUGCUUUAUUAGAAUUGAUAUUGUAAUUUUGUUUGAGCAAGAUUGGUCAAUGCUUUGCAAUUAGUAAACAUUAUGCCUUCGUUCUUACCAAACUUAAUUAUGAGGCCAAAUAAAUUUUUUUUUGA
Carica papaya (papaya) is the source of this 1406-nucleotide messenger RNA. The record is from RefSeq and is a predicted model, not a curated record. NCBI's taxonomy places the organism in Eukaryota, Viridiplantae, Streptophyta, Magnoliopsida, Brassicales, Caricaceae.